AUGGCCGAUUUCAACACCUCCCAGGUGAUGGGUGUAACAUUUGAAAUCACGUCCAGAUUGAUUAACAUGGCCGCCUUUAGCUCCGCAGAGGAUCAAAUCCUGCAUGGUGUGGUCGCUGUGAGGAAAGUGACAAAGCCCUUUGGUUCAUCUACCCUUGCAAAGCGGGCGCUUCGUGAAAUUAAGUUACUUCGCUAUCUGCGACAUGAAAAUAUUGUUGGUUUGAAUGAUCUUUUCAUAUCUCCCAGCGAGGACUUGUAUAUCGUCACAGAACUCAUGUGGACAAACUUACAAAGGCUUAUUGACCGAGGCCCAAUGGAAGAUGCCUUUGCAAAAUAUUUCUUGUACCAAACACUGCGAGGACUGAAAUAUGUCCACUCGGCAGGCAUCAUACAUCGUGAUCUCAAACCAUGCAGCAUUUUGGUUAAUGAUAACUGCGACUUGAAAAUAAGUGGUUUUGAACAUGCACGAUUACAGGGCCCCCAGAUGACUGGCUAUGUUGUGACCAGACUUUACCGAGCGCCCGAGAUCAUGCUCACCUGGCAAAAAUACUCAGCCAAGGUAGACAUCUGGAGCUCAGCUUGCGUUUUCGCUGAAAUGCUGCAAGGAAGGCCGCUUUUCCCCGCUAGUAGCCAUGCCGAUCAGUUCAGUCAAAUUGUCAAGCUUUUAGGCAGUCCGCCCGUGUGGAUCAUGGAUAUGAUUACGAACUCCAAUACAAGAGGAUUUGUUGAUUGUUUGCCAAAGUGUCAGCGGAUGGACUUCGCAGAUGCUUUUCCCAGCUUUGACAAACAAGGUAUGAUAACCCUUUCCCGGAAAGAAGACAGAGACGUGAAACUAAUAUCAACAGCAAAUGAUCUACUCGAAAGAAUGCUAGUGUUUGACGUGAACGAGAGGAUCAACGCCAGAGACGCACUCUCACACCCAUACCUGAAAUUAUACCAUGACCCGGCUGAUGAGCCAGUAGUCAAGGAAACGUUUGAUUGGUCUUUUGAUCAAUCUCAGAAUUCCAUCGACACAUGGAAACGCGUUGUAUACAAGGAAGUCUGGAAAUUCCGAACCUUAGAAGUCAAGAACGGGCUUGCGAUGAACAUGAGCAUGAAACCGAAGGAGGAUACUGUUCCCAUCAACAUUGUUUCAACAUCGGAUGCCGAUGGGAAUUCCUUGACUCGCAUGGAUGACUUUGACGAGAUAUUAUCUUCAUUUUGCGAAAACUUUGACUCGAGCGAGAUGGCUGCGCAAUAUCCAACCGCAGAAAGCAUUGCUGGAAUCUCUUAA
Molecule: messenger RNA, 1272 nt
Organism: Penicillium cosmopolitanum
Lineage: Eukaryota; Fungi; Ascomycota; Eurotiomycetes; Eurotiales; Aspergillaceae
Product: mitogen-activated protein kinase
Exons: 7
Coding region: 1-1272 (423 amino acids)
Biological process (GO): cellular response to oxidative stress; osmosensory signaling pathway; protein phosphorylation
Cellular component (GO): cytoplasm; nucleus
Molecular function (GO): ATP binding; MAP kinase activity
Source: RefSeq, a predicted model, not a curated record